AUGUUUCGGUCACCACUCUUCGCUUGGUCGCCGCGGCCAGACCAGAACCAGGACUUCGACGCAACGCCUGCAACGCAGUCGACAUCUCGGUUCAGCGCGUUCCGCAGUAAUGUGCGGGGCAUGGUCAACGGGUCGUCGAUAUACUCGCAGUCGCCGGCUAUGAAUAACAACAACAAUAUCAACACACCCAAAACGCCCUUCCUGGGCUUCUGGAACCGCCAGCAACCGGCCAACCAGGAAGGCCUGCCCACCCAUCAGAACGCGCAUCGCGAAUCACAUGAUUCGAGGGCUCCAUUUCAUGCGCACCACACAGCGGGCUCCUACAUCGGCGCCAUCAACCCGCCUCAAGAUCCGCAGGAACCAACCACACUCUACGCUCGUCACCCAGCCGAUGUACCACUACCCAACCAGCAGGAGGGUUUCGUAGACCCCGAGAUCCAGCAACUACAAGAUGAAAUCAACGGCCGACGACACAAGCGACGGAAGCACCGAAGAAGAAAGCACCACCGCACCGAACGAUCCGCAUCCAACGCAUCCAGCGGUUCCAACGGAUGGGUACGCAGGCGAGAACAGCGCGGCACCACCGCAGUAUACAUCCGGGGCUCAGCUGCACGCGGAAAGAUGAUCGCAUGUGUGAUAUCCGGCACCUUUCUCAUCACCAUCCUCGCAAUCUACCUAGCCAUCGCCCUAACCAACCGGUCCCUCGGCCAAGAAAUCCACAUCCUCUUCAUCAUGGUCCUCCUCACCAUAACAAUCUUCUUCUGCCACUCGCUCAUCCGCCUCUGCAUGCUCAUGCUGAACCCGCCGCGCCACGAACACCGCGCUGCCAUGCCCGACAUGACGGGCGGCGGCGAGGGCUUCCAGCCCAUCGUCCCCAUUCGCGUGCACCUGCGUCGCGACGAAGAAACCGCAGACGCGGAUAUGGAUGACGUGCUGGAGAACGAUAUGGUGGGUGCGGGUGGGGAUGAGGAGGGCAAGAAUAUGCCGCCGCCUCCGCCGCCGGCGUAUGGGCUUUGGAGGAGUAGUGUGAGGGUUGAUCCGAAUUUGCUUCAUUGGCAGAGGGUUGAGGAUGCGACAAGGGGUAGUGCUAUCUCCGCUGCUGCUCACUCGACGCGUGCCUCGCUCUCUGGUCCUGCGGCUCUCGCAGCAGCGUCUCUCCGCGGCAGCGCAGCCUCAACAUCGUCACAACAUCAACCUCCCCAGCAAGAAGGCCCGCGGCCCCCUUCUUACGCCUCGGAAGACGGCGUAAGCUACAUCGUAGAAGCGGAACCGAGACACACGACGAAUGUACGGGAUAGCACGAGAGGCGCGUUGAACGACAUUCAUCCUGCGUGGCGGCCUGGGUAUGCGAUGAGUGAGAUUAGGGGUGGCGAGUUGCCGGCGAGUGCUAUGAACGGUAGUCGGUCUUAG
Alternaria conjuncta is the source of this 1410-nucleotide messenger RNA. RefSeq lists its product as uncharacterized. Bases 1 to 1410 code for a protein of 469 amino acids. The transcript has 2 exons. The record is from RefSeq and is a predicted model, not a curated record. NCBI's taxonomy places the organism in Eukaryota, Fungi, Ascomycota, Dothideomycetes, Pleosporales, Pleosporaceae.